Helicoverpa armigera (cotton bollworm) is the source of this 967-nucleotide messenger RNA. RefSeq names its product AT-rich interactive domain-containing protein 2-like. Bases 89 to 967 code for a protein of 292 amino acids. The record is from RefSeq and is a predicted model, not a curated record. Lineage: Eukaryota; Metazoa; Arthropoda; Insecta; Lepidoptera; Noctuidae. The transcript is spliced from 4 exons.
AUUACAUACACGGAGAACACAUCAGUGGCGGACUGUGGACAAGCCAUACACAAACAGUAUUCCUCAUAUAAAAACGUUCGCUUCACAAAUGGAUGUUGAGAAACAGCACGACAAACUUGGAUGUCCUCUGUUUAUAACUCUGGCUCUGCUGACGAUGAUCCCGCUGAGCACAGGCUACAUAGACUGCAGGAUAUCCUGCAGGAGAUGCCACGAGAACACCGAGCACCCCUCCGUGCUGGAGGUCUACUGCGCCAUGUGCGAGGAGUGCAAGCAGAGGCGGAGGGAAAGGAUGGCGAAUCGCACUCCUUCUAGAAGAAUGACACCGACAACUGCUGCGCAAUUGGUCAGAAUGAGGGAUGGCGUGUCCAACAGCGCCGAGGCGCGAGGCAAAUAUGUGCAGAUAUCGGGGAGCAAGGCAUCCACAGCGCAAUCAAUAACUGAACAGGACUUGACCCAGACGUCGAAGCCGGUACAAUCGCCACCAGUGCUGCAUGUGCACCAGCAUCCGAAACUCGCACAGAGAAAUGCAUACUACGGUCAAAUGGACAGCGGGUACCCGGCGGGCUGCCCGACACCACCUAUGUGCGAAUCAGAGGAGCAGAUACUGGUGUACCCGAGCCCGCCUCCCAUCAUGCCCAGCAUGCCCAGCAUGCCUGCCAGCACCACGACGACGACGACGACGACCACGCAGCCGACCCAGCCGCCGUGCCCGCCCGUGCACACCUGCAGGAAGAAGAAGCCGAGUAUGCAUGGCAUGUCCUGCAUGCCUUGCAUGCCCAUGUGCCCGUGCCCCAUGUACCCGUACCCGCCGCAGCAGCAGCAGCUGCAGCAGCUGCAGCAGCCGCAGCAGCCGCAGCAGCCGCAGGCCGUGCUGAAUCAACCCACCACGGCCGCCAGCAGUCAGGCAGGUCAGGAUUACCACUACCUGUAUGUCGGACUGCCAAAGAAUGUCUUCAAUACGAACUAG